Molecule: messenger RNA, 1320 nt
Organism: Ustilaginoidea virens
Lineage: Eukaryota; Fungi; Ascomycota; Sordariomycetes; Hypocreales; Clavicipitaceae
Exons: 1
Coding region: 1-1320 (439 amino acids)
Biological process (GO): mitotic spindle organization
Cellular component (GO): cytoplasm; protein phosphatase type 2A complex; nucleus
Molecular function (GO): protein tyrosine phosphatase activator activity; peptidyl-prolyl cis-trans isomerase activity
Source: RefSeq, a predicted model, not a curated record
AUGGCCUCGCCACAUCCCGUCUCACCGGCGUCACCUGUCGGCGAUGCCUGCCCCGCAACCACCUCGCCCGACCUCAUGAGCCGAAUCCCCAAGCUUGAACCCCGCCGUCGACGACAGGAACCGUCCAACCCGACGCCCGUUCCCGACACACCGCAACUGCCCCCGCCCCCCAACACCUCGGCCAGCUGGAGCUAUCUCGUCCCCCAACGCAGAAUCCUGUCGCCGAGAGAUCACGAAACCUUUCUCGCGUCGCCGACGUGCCGCUUGAUAAAAGCCUGGAUCUUUGGCUUGGCCGACAGCGUCGUGGACACCCCCUGCUCGGCGGUCCACAAGGAGGACCUCGGCGACACGGCCAGGGCCCUCCUGGGCAUCUUGGACGAGGCAGAAGGGUUCGUGUCGCAGUCUCCACCUGACGAGCAAGGAAGCUCGCGCUUCGGCAACAAGGCCUUUAGAGGAUUCAUCGACCUGGUGUCGGAAGCGUCUCCCCGAUGGCACGCGGCUCUGGGGGUCGGCCAAGACGAGGCCGUCGCCGAGGUGUCGACGUACCUCGAGCAGUCGUUUGGAGACCACGGCCGCAUCGACUACGGCUCGGGGCACGAGCUCAACUUUAUGACGUGGCUGCUUUGCCUCCAUCAGCUUGGCCUCCUGCGACGCACCGACUUCAGGCCCGUGACGCUCGCCAUCUUCCCGCGCUACCUGUCGCUCAUGCGCACCGUCCAGAUGUCGUAUUACCUCGAGCCGGCGGGGUCGCACGGCGUAUGGGGCUUGGACGACUACCAGUUUCUGCCGUUUCUCUUUGGCGCCUCUCAGCUGCUGCACCAUCCCUACAUCACGCCGCGCUCGAUCCACCAGCAACUGACGAUUGAGGAGUUUGGGGACGACUACCUGUACCUCGGCCAGGUCGCCUUUGUCAACAGCACCAAGACGGUCAAGGGCUUGCGGUGGCACAGCCCCAUGCUCGACGACAUCUCCUCGGCCAGGUCGUGGUCCAAGAUUGACGGCGGGAUGCGGCGAAUGUUUGUCGCCGAGGUGCUGGGCAAGCUGCCCGUGAUGCAGCAUUUCCUGUUCGGCUCCUUGGUCCCCGCCCCGGAAGGCAUGAGCCAGGAUGACGCGAGCGAGGAGCAAGAGGGCGGUGGACAGGCUGGUGGCGCAGCCUUGCACGCGGCCGACCAUUCGGGCCACGCCCACCACGGUGCCGCUCACGAUGGUGCCGGGUGGGGGGAUUGCUGCGGCAUCAAGGUGCCCAGCAGCAUCGCAGCCGCACAGGAGACGAGGAAGGGCGCCCAGGGAGCUGCCCUGCGGCGAAUCCCGUUCGACUAA